UACAACUUUCUUCUUCUUCUUCUUCUCUUUUGCUCUCUCAAAAAACACCAACAAUCAUCAUUUUUGUACUCUCCAAAACUUACCAAAAGAAACAAAACAAAAAGUGAACCAAACCAACCAAGUUGUGAUUAAAAGAACCCAAUUUAGUAGUACUAUAAUUUUGCUUUACUUUCUCACACACAUAAGAUUGGUUGAUUUCCAAGAACAUGGGAAGAUCACCUUGUUGCGAUAAAGAUGGCCUGAAGAAAGGUCCCUGGACCCCAGAAGAGGAUCAAAAGCUCAUCGACUACAUUCAGAAACAUGGCUAUGGCAAUUGGAGAACCCUUCCUAAGAAUGCUGGGUUGCAAAGGUGUGGCAAAAGUUGCCGACUUCGCUGGACAAAUUAUUUGAGGCCAGACAUCAAAAGAGGAAGGUUUUCAUUUGAAGAAGAAGAAACCAUUAUUCAACUCCAUAGUAUAUUGGGCAACAAAUGGUCUGCAAUUGCUGCCCGGUUGCCAGGAAGAACUGACAAUGAAAUCAAAAACUAUUGGAACACACACAUUAGGAAAAGACUUCUUCGGAUGGGGAUUGAUCCCGUCACUCAUAGCCCUCGUCUUGAUCUUCUUGAUCUUUCUUCCAUUCUGAACUCAUCUUUUUACCACAACUCUUCACAUCAUCAAAUUAACCUCUCAAGGUUGUUGAACAUGCAACAACCUCUUCAGUUGAACCCUGAACUCCUAAGGUUAGCAACUUCACUUUUCUCAUCGUCAUCUCAAAGAAACAAAAGCCACCACCAAUUCCCCAUGCAAAACCAAAUGUACUGUGGUAAUAACAAUUUCAGUACAACAAACACGACAAUUAUUCCUGGUCAUCAGAACGAUCAUCAGUUGCCUCCAUUAGUCCACCCUAAUACCCAACUUCAUCAAGAUAUCAUCCCUCCUCCCAAUUGUGGUGAUUUGAGUACAACAACUUGUACAACCACCGUUACACCUUCCAUGGUACCAUUUCCUAGUGAUCAAGAAGCCGCCCAAUUAAUGCAACCAAAUGUGGACCAAUUCAAUCUCUCCAACUUGAUGACUUCAUCAUCACAACAAGGGUGUGAAUUAAUAAACGACUGGCCUUCUAAUUUCGUGGAUGAUUUCAUUCUACCGUUACAAAAUUAUGGAUACUAUGGCGGCGGUGCACCGGCCGAGUACAACCCGGUUUUCGACACGACAACCACUCCGUCGGAUACAACGACGGCUACUUUUCAAUCCGGCAACAACGACAACAAUUUCAGCUUCCACUCGGUUUUGUCAACGCCGUCGUCGAGCCCGACUCCGAUGAACAACAGUAGUAGUAGUACUACCACGACGGUUGAAGACGAAAAGGAAAGUUAUUGCAGUAGUAACAUGUUGAUGAAGUUUGAAAUCCCUGAUCAUCUUUUGGAUGUUAAUGAAUUCAUGUGAUUUGAUGAUGAUAAUGAAUUGUAAUUAGGACCAUAAGAGAAUUUCAAUGGGGUGACAUUUUUUUUCCUUCUUAAUGUCGCGUGUAAGUUCUUACUAGAAUUAAUUGAUACUUUUGCAUUAUGACCAAUUUUUACUUUGUUUUUUUCCCC
Oldenlandia corymbosa var. corymbosa is the source of this 1576-nucleotide messenger RNA. The record is from the annotation of a GenBank genome assembly. NCBI's taxonomy places the organism in Eukaryota, Viridiplantae, Streptophyta, Magnoliopsida, Gentianales, Rubiaceae.